AACUCAGAAAAGAGAAGCUUAACCUAGUUUGUAGCUGUUUAUUAUCUUGCAGCACCGGCAAUCAAUUUCUCUCUGUACUCUGAAUGUGCUUAAGUAGUACGGAUAUAUUUUUGAGCAAAAUAACAAAUAUAGAACUAUCCAAUGCAUUCCAACAAUACCCUUUUGGUUCUAUAGAGAAAAAAAAUUAUCUUUCUACUCUCUCUCCAACAACUAUUUCUUCUCUUCUACUUCUUCACUCACAAGUUUCUUUCUUGUACUUGUACUUGUGUGAACUCAACUUGCAAACAUGAGUAAACAAGAUAUGAUGAAAAUUCAGAAUUGUCUUCUCAAGGUUAAUAUCCAUUGUGAAGGGUGUGAGCAGAAAGUGAAGAAACUGCUUCAGAAAAUUGAAGGGGUGUAUUCUGUGAAUAUAGAUGCAGAACAAGGGAAGGUGUUGGUGACAGGUGAUGUAGAUCCAGCAAAGCUCCUAAAAAAGCUGAAAAGUUCAGGGAAACAUGCUGAACUAUGGGGUGGACAGAAAGCUAUGAUGAUUAAUCAAAAUCAAAACUUUCAACAACAACAGCCUCAGUUUAAGAACAUGCAAAUUGAUAACAACAAAGGGGGUAAGAACAACAAGCCUCAAAAUCAAAAGGGUCAAAAAGGUGGUGUUCAAGUAGCACAGUUUCAAAAUCCUAAAGGAGGAAAAGAUAUGAAAGUGCCCAACAAAUCUCAGAAACAUGUUAAUUUUGAUUUGUCUGAGGAGGAAUUUGAUGAGAGUGACGCUGAUUUUGAUGACUAUGAUGAUGAAGAUGAUUUUGAUGAGGAUGAAGAAGAGGAGUUUGGUCAUGGACAUGGCCAUGGUCAAGGGCCUCAAGGCAAUGGAUUUGGGCAGCAUCCUAUGCAUAAUAACAAGAUGAUGAUGGCUAUGAUGCAGAAUCAGAAUGGUCGUGGGCCACAGCUAGGGCCUGGUGGUGGUAUGAUGAUGAAUGGGCCUGCUGCCAUGAACAUCCCAAAGGGAGGGGGUGGUAAUUAUGCUAAAGCUAAAAAAGGAGAUAUUAUGGAUCUACCUAUGCAAAUGCAUAUGAAGGGUAAAAGUGGAAAUUACGGUGAGGUAAAAAAUGGUAAUGGAGGUGGUAAGAAAGGGGGUGAUGAUGGAGGUAAGAAGAAUAAAGGGGAAAAGCAAAAGGGUGGUGGGGGAGAUUGGGGAGAUGAAAAAAAUAGUAGCAAGAAGAAAAAUGGUAAAGGUAAAAACGGUGGUGGUGGUUUUCUAGUUAAGUUUCUAGGGCUUGGAAAAAAGAGCAAAAAGGGAGGAGGUGCAGCCGACACAACAAACAAGAAAAAAAACAAUGGAGGAGGUGGAAAUAGCAACAACAGCAAAGGGAAAGAUGGUAAGAAAGGUGAAAAAUUGGAUAAAGUUGAAUUUGAUUUCCAAGACUUUGAUAUCACUCCUCAUGGUAAAAGUGGCAAGGGUGGAAAUGGAAAUGGAAAUGGGAAAGGUGCUCCUGCCAAGGGUAAUGCCAAUAAUGGUCAUGGUAGCAAUAAUAAUGGUAAUGGGGGCCAUAUGGGUCCAAUGGGGCAGAUGGGUGCAAUGAAUCAGAUGGCAGCAAUGAAUAGGAUGGGUCCAAUGGGGCAGAUGGGUUCAAUGGACCAAAUGAGGAGCAUGCCGGCAGUGCAAGGAUUACCGGCCGGGGCAGCAGCCGCGGCGAUGAAUGGUGGCUAUUAUCAAGGAAUGCAGCAGAUGCAACCAAAUCCUUAUCAUCAGCAGCAGCAGCAGCAUCAACAACAACAGCAGCAGCAGCAAUACAUGGCUAUGAUGAUGCAGCAACAACAACAGCAACAAAUGCAGCAACAACUGCAGCAGCAACAAAUGCAGCAAGGAAACAUGAACAACAUGUAUCCACAACAUAUGAUGUAUGGAGGUGGAAGGCCACAUCCAUCAAUGAACUAUAUGGGACCGCCACCAAUGCCAUCACACCCUAUGGCAGAUCCUAUCACUCAUGUUUUCAGUGAUGAGAACACUGAGAGCUGUAGCAUCAUGUAAAGUAAUUAAUUACUAGUAGUGCUAGUUUGUUUUCAGGUUCUAUUAUUGUCUUUUUUUUUUGGGGGGUCCAUUAAAUUUUGUUGCAAUGGUAGGAAAAUGUGCAAGAUUUAAGGAUUUAUCUGAUUAUAUCAUAUGAUGUUUGUUUUAUUUUGUUGUGUGUCCUGUGUAACGACAACCUUAUGAGCAGGACAUGGUGCCAAUGCCAGUCAAUGACAGUAUAUCACAUGACCUGUGGUGACUAAAUCACUCCUCAGAACUUAUCUUAACCCAUUAAAUUG
This is a messenger RNA of Medicago truncatula (barrel medic), 2298 nucleotides long. Its product is annotated as heavy metal-associated isoprenylated plant protein 34. The transcript has 3 exons. The coding region runs from base 287 to 2020 and encodes 577 amino acids. NCBI's taxonomy places the organism in Eukaryota, Viridiplantae, Streptophyta, Magnoliopsida, Fabales, Fabaceae. The record is from RefSeq and is a predicted model, not a curated record. Gene Ontology annotation, molecular function: metal ion binding.